CAACCCCGUUUCGUCUUUCAUCAAAAUCAAAUAAAAACGUAACUUCCUUGUUUUUAAAGCUGACGUCAUCGCCAUUGAGUUAAGUCUGUGAAUGGAGUAAAGGUCUCUUAAUUAUUAUUGAAAUUAAUUUUAAAUUGGACUAUUUUGGGUACUUCAGCAAGCUUGUUUUUUCUUGAAAUUUAUCUUAAUGGAAAAGAAAAUUGUGCAAAGGAAAGGGAAAACUUCAAAAAAUGAAAAGCAGAAAUCUUAUUCGGAAUCUGCGAGUCCAAGGCGGAGUCAUUCAUUAGAAGAAGACAAUGCAUACGGAAUCAUCUUUUGGGCUACAGUAGCGAUUUCGCAAAUCAUUGGCGUAGCACUCAUCGUCCUAUUGGUAGUGUGGGGUAACAAAUAUGGUGGUUUUGUUGCAACAGAUCCGAAAUUAAUCUUUAAUUAUCAUCCACUGUUCAUGGUUCUUGGAUUAGUCGUCUGUUAUGGAGAUGCUAUUAUUGUAUACAGAGUCUUGAGAUUUCUGCCUAAACCAUUACUAAAGAUCAUUCACGCAGCUCUUCACAUCUUGGCAAUUGUUUUCUCCUCUCUCGCCUUAGUUGCUGUUUUUGAAAAUCACCGAAGAUUAAAAAUGGAUGACUUGUAUUCUCUCCACAGCUGGAUAGGCAUUCUGGCCUUUGGAGCUUUUUGCCUUCAGUACAUUGGAGGCUUCGUGGUAUUUUUAUAUCCUGGAUUACCAGCUAACUGGCGUGCAAAAAUUAUGCCUUUUCAUUUGUUUUUCGGAGUGGGAAUUUUCGUUAUGUCUGUUGCAGCUGCUGGAAUGGGUCUUACAGAAAAACUACUUUGGACCUCGGGCUAUUCGAAACUUCAUGCUCAAGGCAUUAUUGGAAACUUAAUUGGUUUAUUGAUUCUUGUAUUUUCGCUUUUGAUUGUAUUCUUGGCAACGCAUAGUACUUACAAAAGAAAACCUCUUCCAAAUGAAGUACCCAAUUUCACAACAAACUGAACAAGUUAAAACAAAGUCAUCUUAAAACUCAUCAAAGCUAUGCGUGUUUCAUUGUUAAGGUUGCAAGAAAUAUUUGUACAACAUUUUUUUUAUUUGAAAUAAACUAUUUCCUUUUUUUAUAA
Messenger RNA from Parasteatoda tepidariorum (common house spider), 1113 nucleotides. RefSeq names its product ferric reductase SjCytb561. The record is from RefSeq and is a predicted model, not a curated record. Lineage: Eukaryota; Metazoa; Arthropoda; Arachnida; Araneae; Theridiidae. Gene Ontology annotation, molecular function: oxidoreductase activity.